UGACACCGCCCGUGUGGACCGCGAUGUGAUGAUAAGCAAGCGACCCUCAAAAACAAGCGUUCACGGAAGAACCCUUCGGCUCAACAGAAAUGGUGACAACAACACUUUGAUCAGCAAUUUGUAAUCAUUCCCCUUUUUUAGAGUUAGCAAAGCCAGCACAGGAGAAUAUAUUGAUCUGUGUUUGAAUCAGAAAGUGUAAAGAGAUGGAGAACAGCAGCUUCCACAGCCAGCUCCUGUCCGUCAUGGACGUCGUGGCUCGGGCGGCCGUGGCUGAGAUAAACCGGCGUGUGGAUGAUAGCUGCGCGGUGCUCCGGCUGGAGGUGAGCCAGAGCCGCAGGGACAUCGAGCUGCUGCGGAGGAAGUGUGAGGGGAUGGAGGCCGAGCUGAGGAGGACCAGGAUCAGAGCCAGGAGGAGAGUGUUUUAUCCUCCAGCAGCAGACAGAUUCUCUCCUUUAGUCAGAGUAGAUCUGACCAAAGAGACACAGACGGCAGCUUGGGAGAGACAGAUGGAGGCUGAGGUUCAAACUCAACCGAAGCAGUGUGCAGACGUGGAGCUUGGUUCUGAAGCAGAGCACAUACUGAUCAAAGUGGAGUGUGCAGAGGAGGAGAUGUGGAAGAACCACUCAGAGGACAAAAUCAAAUCUGAAGCAGAGCAGCCUCAAUGUUUAGAAGCCUCCCAACCUGCCGAAACGGACCACUUUGUGGAGUCUCACAACUCUGCAGAGAACUCAGCCGACCCUGGAUCUCUGAUGUCCCCGACAGGUGGCUACAACACCUUCCGAGAUCAGCAGCUAAAUUUGAAUCAAAGUGAGGCAGAGCUCCUGGUGAAACCCGAGAGAGAGGAAGAGCUGAAUGAGAACGCAGGAAACGCGGGAAAUUUUGCGACAGGUGACGGUAACGGAGAGCUGUGGACUUCAGAUCAGUGGACUGAUGCUGCUGGUCCAAGCACUCUGUAUGCUGGGCAACAGUUUCCCUCUGUUUUCCCGUCUCAAAGUGGGUUACAUUUGGAGGACAUGGAGUCUCAAAUUCAAUUAGAGAAAUCACAUUCAGUUGUUGAGAGCGCAGCAAGAGGUAAAAGAGGGGCCAGAACGUUUGGAUUUAAGAGACCCCUACAGCAUGAGGGAAAUAAUACUUCAUCUCAGUUCAACACAAUGGAUCAUUCCUUAAUCUCUCAACAGUCACAGCAUCCAUACAGACACUCUUUGCCUCACACGGGGCACCAACGAGUGGAUAUGACAUCGCAAAUCCAAGCUUCCACCUCUUCUUAUGGGCAAGGUCGUACAAGUUUGGUCCUGACCAGGAGGAUAAGGAAGCCCUGGAGGCCCGUCGUCAAGGAGAAGAAAUUCAGCUGCACGUUCUGUGCCAAAUCGUUCCAUAAAUGCUGUCAGCUCAAAGAGCAUCUGAGGAGUCACACAGGGGAGAGACCGUUCAGCUGUGAGCUCUGCGGCAGGAGUUUCGCCAAACAGUGCAACCUCAUCAGACACGCAGUGGUCCACAGUGGGGAGAGACCACACGAGUGCUCAGUGUGCGGGAAGUGCUUCACCCAGCGCUCCACCCUCAAGUCCCAUCAGAAAACAGCACACUGAGACCACAGGGUUUUAUUUUAUAUAUCAGAUUCCUGAAGUAAUCAAUGUGGCCUUUUGUUUUAUUUAUAUAAAAGAAUAUUGUGCAUUUCCCACAGAAUUAAGCUGUACAGUGGAUGUACAGUAUGGCCUCACCCUAUUUAUAUCAGGUUAUGUUACAAAUUAAUAUUAGGUUCCUAUUCAUAUUAAUGGGGCUUUUAGGGGUGCCGGUGGCCUAGUAGUUAGAUUAAGUGCCCCAUGCACGGAGGCUUUACAUGGACGGCCCGAAGCAGGCGACCCGGUUCAAAUCUGACUUGUGGCUCCUUUCCAUCAUGUUAUGUAAAACUUUAACAUCGGUAUCAUUGCCAGACAUUUCAAGACAUCAAUCAGACAUUCAAUUUUCAGGUCAUAACUUGAGUUGUACAUUCAGGGGGUCUUGAUAUAGUGUUUCAUAAUUUGUAUGUUAGUCAGAGACAGUGCAAGGGAGGUAAAAGUAAUUUAAAGCUGUUAGAAUGAGAGGCGCAAUCCACCAGGCAACUUAUUUAUCUUGUCAAAAUUUUUUUUCCAUUUUGACCAUUUUGCAUUUUACAAGUCCUUAAUCAGUCGCAAUAAGAAAGUCAAUCUUUCCAUCUUGUGAUUCUCUAUAAUGAUUUUGAGUCAGUUAUCUACUGUGGGUGGAUGAGUCUGUAACCAUUUACGGGCGAUGGCUUCUUUUGCUGCUACUUUAACUAUUUUCAGAAGGUAUCUGUCACUUCCUGUUAUUUGGUCAGGCAGAUCACACAAAUAAAGUGAUAUGAAAGUUAAUGGGAACCUUUGUCCAAAAAUCUUCUUCAUGAUUUUCCCAAAACAGUCAUACUGUAUCUUUGGGCAAGUCCAGAAUAUGUGGUGGUGAUUUGCCUCAUCACUCCUGCAGUCAAAGUAUCUUUGCCAUUUAGCAGUAAUAAAAUGAGAACAUGAUUUUUCCAGCCAGAGUCAAGGCAAUACAUAGAACAGGAUGUAGAAAAGAUGGUUUCACACGUUUUCCCACUGUUGACAGUUUAUUUUAUCAUUUAGUUUUAGCAUCUUUCCUUGUUAUAAACUGCGGAGGUUCCUCUACCCUUUAUAAACCCUUUGUAAAGUUUUAAAAUUAUCGAUUUAGUACUACCACUAUAUGCCUUGAUGAAUUAUUGUAUUAUAUAAUUAAGUUCCAUAUUUGCCUCAUUUUGGAAACUUCUUUAAGAGAUGUUGUCGUAUCUAAAAUCUGACUUUUCAUCUCAAGUUAUAUUUUUCUCUUACAGUUUGGAAGCUUUGUAACUUGUUUUUCUCCAUGAUUUUGCAGUAAGCAGUGAUACCUCUAUUUGUCCAAUACUUAAAUCUAAAAUAAAUACAACUAGUUUAAAUUCUA
Labrus bergylta (ballan wrasse) is the source of this 2946-nucleotide messenger RNA. RefSeq lists its product as uncharacterized. Gene Ontology annotation, cellular component: nucleus. NCBI's taxonomy places the organism in Eukaryota, Metazoa, Chordata, Actinopteri, Labriformes, Labridae. Gene Ontology annotation, biological process: urogenital system development; embryo development; regulation of transcription by RNA polymerase II. Gene Ontology annotation, molecular function: RNA polymerase II transcription regulatory region sequence-specific DNA binding; DNA-binding transcription factor activity, RNA polymerase II-specific. The record is from RefSeq and is a predicted model, not a curated record.